UUCACUACCCCUCCUCCUUCACCGGUUCCUGUUUCUAGGAAAAUAGUCUGUAACUUAGAUCUUCGUAUAAUCAUCUGUCAUCAAGAUGUUUAGACACCUUCUCUCUGUGAUAAUAGUGUCCAGGCUGUGCAGGACAGUUAGUGCCCAGAUCAGACUGGUGAAUGGAACAAGACAUUGCUCUGGCAGAGUGGAGGUCUAUUACAACAACGAGUGGGGAACAGUUUGUGAUUAUAGCUGGGAUUUGAAUGAUACUAAGGUGGUGUGUAGACAGCUGGGCUGUGGAAGAGCUCUACGUGCCCCAAUGAAUGCUCACUUUGGUCGUGGCAGUGGGAAGAUCUGGUUGGAUGAUGUUGGAUGUUCUGGUGGUGAGAACAGUCUGACACAGUGCUCACAUGAUGGAUAUGGAAAACAUAACUGUAAACCUGAAGAGGAUGCUGGUGUUGUCUGCACUGACACAACACCCCAUCUCUCCAUCUCCCCAGCCCACUCUGCCUUCUCUCCUGGAGAGGACAUCCUCUUCACCUGCUCAGUUCCGUCCCAGAACAGAACUUCUGUUCAGCUCCUCAGGCCUGGAUCCAUCAGAUCUGACAUGAUUGGUUCAGGACUGUCCAGCUUCACUUUCACCCUGCCCAGUGUGGAGCCAUCAAACCAGGGGAACUACAGCUGUCGCUACCAGACUCAGAUCAAUGGCCAGAUCACCAGCCCCUACAGUGACUCGGUCAGCAUCACCAUAGUGAGUCUUCCCCCGCCCAGCAUCUCCCUCACCUCCUCCCUGCCCCAGACCCUGCAGACCCUGCCCCUCUGGUUGGCCCGGGGAUCAGAGAUCAGAGGACACGGCUUCUCCAUCACCUGCUCCGUCUCCUCCCAGUAUCCCGGAGGCUCCUUCUCUCUGGUCUCCUCAGGUUCCAGCAGCACCAACCCCCAGCCCGCCCUCAACCAGUCCGCCUCCUUCUCCUUCCCCAGCGCGGAGGACGCGCACCAGGGCAACUACAGCUGUGUGUACAAGGUCGACGUCUCCGGGCGGAUGUUCUCCUCCACCUCCACUGAGGAGCUCUCAGUCACUGUCAGAGGUCUGGCAGCCUCCCUCACCCCCCUCCUGGUGUCGAUAGCUGUGGGUGUGGUCCUGCUGGUUGGCCUGGUGGCUCUUUUCCUGGUCUGCAGGAGAAGGAGAGGAAGACACACUCUCCCGAAGACCAACUUUAGAAUGCGUAAGCAGAGUGAUGCAGACCAAUAUGGAGGCAAAACGGCAGUAGGGGAUGAAGAGGAGGAAGAGGAGAACGACUAUGUUAAUGCUGAGGACGACUACGUGAAUGUGGAGGGCUUCACCUGUCAAGACGACUAUGAAGAUCAAUUCAACGACCAGACGGACCGCAAAGGUUCAGGUACCAUGAACCAAUAUGCGGAAGAGGCAUCUGAUGAAGAGGAAGAUCAUGUCGAUAAUGACUAUGAAAGUGUUGAUGAUGUUUCUGAGGGGAAUGUUUCUGAAGACAAGAACCAACAUGGAACCAUCAAUGAUGAAGAAGAUUGUGAUGAUGAUGAUGAUGAUGAUGAUGAUGAUGAUGAUGAUGAUGAUGAUGACUACGAGAAUGUUGAUAGUUCUGAGCAGAAUGUUUCUGAUGCCAAGAACCAACAUGGAACCAACAAUGAGGAAGAAGAUUGUAAUGAUGAUGAUGACUAUGUAAUAGUGCUGUCAAACGAUAAAAAAUAUUUAAUCAAGAUUAAUCGCAUUAAUGUAAUAGUUAUCUUGCAAUUAAUAACUUUUUUAAAGUAAAAUUUCCAUUCAGAAUCUUAUUGGCAUCCAUUUCGGCGUCUCGCGCUCGCCAUCCACUCAAAACGUAACGUUAGCCUUCUACUCUUUAGCCGGCUCGCAAGCUAAAACAAGUGUGUGCGGCGUGCCUGUUUUUUUGUUUCCGGUCUAACUAGAUCCAGUAUGUGAUGUGUAGUUGCAACAGCAUGUGAAAAAAACUACAACGUUUGCUAGGCCAAAAAGAACGUUAAUCGAGCGAUAAAAAAAAUUAAACGCCAUUAAAAUGGGUUUGCGUUAACGCCGUUAAUAAUGUGUUAAACUGACAGCACUACUAUGUAAAUGUUGAUGGUUCUGAGGAUAAUGUUUCUGAUGCCAAGAACCAAUCAAUCUAGAGCUAGAGCUAUCAAUGAGGAAGAGGAUAGUGAUGAUGAUGACAAUGCAAAUGUUGAUUUUCUGAGGAGAAUGUUGAUGGAAUACAAUAUUAGUUGUAACGGAUAGUCCACAUGACUGGACUGUGUAAAAUCUGCAAUAUUUAUGGCAGACUUCAGAUGUGUACAUUUGAUAUUGCUAUUUGAGGGAAUAGGUUUCAAAGGUUUGCCCAUUUGAAUCUCAACAAACAAAAAAGAGCCCUACUAAAGCAGACUUGGCAAAUCUUCACGUUUGUCAAACAGGCCCAUUUAGGGACAUUUCUAAUGGAUCCACUGUCUUACAGCUUGUGGUAUGAUGUGGAGGUUUCCAACAUAGACCUACUGCCUAUAUCACACGAGCAAAAAAAAAUAAACAUUUGAACUUUAAAGGCUGAUGUAAAUUACAUUCAUCAGUAGUGAAUGGUUAUGUCACAACAUGUCACAAAAGUUGGUAAUUUACAUUGUCUGAUACAGCGCAAUAUAGGACAUUGCAUCAAUUGUUUUAAAGCGUGUAAUGUAUUUUCUACAUAAUCUUUAUCAAUGUGUUGUAC
Messenger RNA from Hypomesus transpacificus, 2705 nucleotides. RefSeq names its product soluble scavenger receptor cysteine-rich domain-containing protein SSC5D-like. NCBI's taxonomy places the organism in Eukaryota, Metazoa, Chordata, Actinopteri, Osmeriformes, Osmeridae. The transcript is spliced from 8 exons. Gene Ontology annotation, cellular component: membrane. The record is from RefSeq and is a predicted model, not a curated record. The coding region runs from base 86 to 1771 and encodes 561 amino acids.